AUGGCUUUCACUUGCGGCAUGCCCUCGAUCUCGGUCCAGGUCCGACUGCUGCUAGUGAUCGCAAUAUCGACCUGUUUCCUCAUCACAGAGCUAGCUGUUGGGUUCAAAACCCAUUCACUCGCCCUUAUUGCAGAUGCAUUCCAUUACACAGGCGACCUCCUAUCGUUCGUCAUCGCUUACCUCGCUCAGAAGCAUGCAUCUGCGUUGGGGCGGGACAUAAUCCCUGAAGAGACGGGUAUCGAACUCGAGGCCGCCGAAAACCGCACCGCAAUUAUCCGGAUCGACCAGAAGGAUGGACGCCAUGUUUUGCCUCUGCUCGCUGCUUUUUUCAACAGCGUCUUCCUGCUAGCUCUAGGGCUUGCAAUCUUCUUGCAGGGUCUGGAGAAGUUUGUGCAUCUUGAUGAAAUCGCCAACCCACAGCUGGUCCUGAUAAUAGGUUGUGUCGGUAUCUUAACCAACGUAGUCUGCGCCUGUAUUCUCGGAGCGGACGGCCAUCAUCAUCACGGCCACAGUCAUGGUCACGGCCACAACCACGACCAUGAUCCCCAUGCUCACUCUCAUGAACAUCAUCACGAUAUAAGAAGUGACGAAGAGAAGCUCUCCCAUGGAACAGCGCUCUCGAUAAAAGCAGUUCUCCUUCACGUCGCCGCCGACGCUCUCAACAACCUGGCCGUGAUAGUCUCGGCAGCCAUUAUCUGGAAGGUCCCGACCCAGAAGUCACCUGAAGACCGACCCCAUCAUGAUUCGGAGCAUAACCACUAUGGCAGCCCUCAUGCAAAGUACUAUGCUGAUCCAGCGUGUACCGUAUUCAUCGCUAUUCUGAUCAUGGCCAGCACGGGCCCGGUGGUGUUGCAGUCCGGCCGGGCGCUGGUGGCCACUGCAACGGGGACAAGUGUCAAGGAGAUCCUGUCAGAUACUCAAUCCAAGGAGGAUAAAGAAGAAAAGCACCAGGAGUAAAUGUCAGAAAUAAAUGCUGAUUGUUGGAUAUACCCCUCCGUCCGGUGUAUAUAUAUAUACCUUCCUUUCCCUUAACGAGUCAUCCAGGGACAUACUUGUCAUCUUUUUUCCAUCCUAAACAACUUAUGUAGGCUGCGACUACAUAACUAGCGCACUAAAGGACUGGAAAUCUUCUCUUUUCCCCUUCGUAUUUUUAAUUUAUUUCUCAUCAUAUUAGGAUGUAUAUAUUUUGGGAGAAUUCCUUCCAUUCGAUAUCCCAUUCUUGACCAGCUUUGCUUCCUGAUUUCUCGCCAAGUUUCGCUUAGGCGCCAGCCUGCUGAGUCAUCACAAUACAUUUGGCAGUAGUAAUUCUCUAUAUUUAGACUUUCUACAUCAGGUGAUCUAUUGGCUGCCCAGGUGCUCUUACUCAAUCGCUGCAAUAUUAUUGGCCUGAUGUUGUCAUUAACCUUCCAUAUUAAGUUUAGCUUCUUUAGUCAUCAGGCACUAGCUCCCGUCGACGGGAGGAUGUCAGGCACGUGAUAAACUUUGCUUUUCAGCCUCUUUACGAACCUCGCCUCCAUCCCUUAUUUACAACAACCACAGCAACCAACAAGGCAUAUGCAUAUUAUACCGAACGAAACCUCGAUUAAUAUGUGCUUGAGAUGCUGUUCUUUUUGCCUGGGCUUUUCUAGCAUCCAGGGAUCCAGGGAGGCAAAACCAAGUUACGGAGUGCGCUGCAGCCCGAUCAGUCAUAUACGAGCCGCUGGUCUGGCUGACUUUUCAGCCUUGUCUUACAUCCUCAAAUAAGACUCUCCAGCCAAUUAGAGCGCGGACAAAUAUAUAGGCAACCAUGAACCUCCUGGGCAUCCAAAUUCCCGUGGAGGCUCGAGUUAGAUGAGAUCCCCAGUUGAUCUCUGUCUCUCGAGAAUGAGAAAAGAGAGAAAAGAACCUGGUCUGAAUGGACAGGUAACAGGCCAGUCCUUAACAUGAUGACCU
Molecule: messenger RNA, 1932 nt
Organism: Trichophyton rubrum CBS 118892
Lineage: Eukaryota; Fungi; Ascomycota; Eurotiomycetes; Onygenales; Arthrodermataceae
Exons: 3
Coding region: 1-957 (318 amino acids)
Biological process (GO): intracellular zinc ion homeostasis; zinc ion transmembrane transport
Cellular component (GO): membrane
Molecular function (GO): zinc ion transmembrane transporter activity
Source: RefSeq, a predicted model, not a curated record